Messenger RNA from Cucumis sativus (cucumber), 2846 nucleotides. Its product is annotated as alpha-L-arabinofuranosidase 1. Gene Ontology annotation, biological process: L-arabinose metabolic process. The coding region runs from base 575 to 2605 and encodes 676 amino acids. Gene Ontology annotation, molecular function: alpha-L-arabinofuranosidase activity. The record is from RefSeq and is a predicted model, not a curated record. The transcript has 18 exons. Lineage: Eukaryota; Viridiplantae; Streptophyta; Magnoliopsida; Cucurbitales; Cucurbitaceae.
CAAACGAGGAGCUCUUACUCCAAGUUGAUCCUAAGUGGGGUCACAGUUUUUCGCCAUUACCAAUGUGGAAAUGGACGUGGCUUUGAAGCAAGAGCGAAAAAAUAAAAGGUGAAUAUUUGGAUAGGAUUUUUGACAACCAUCAUUGUCAUCAAUGAUCAACAACAAACAUUCAUCAUUUUUAUCGUCGUUUCUUUAAGCAAAAGUUGGGGUAAAACAAAUGCCAAAACCUCUGUCCACUGAUACACAAACCCUUCUUUCUUCCUACGAAUUACAGUCGCGUCUUGUGUUUUACAAGGUCAAUGGAUGGAGUUGGGGACGUAAUGGAGCGGGACCCAUUGAAGCAAAUCUUGAAUCGAGUGAUGGGCUCUACUUUUACUCAACACCCAGAUGGUUUUUUCCCUCUCUCUCUCGAAAUUUUUACGUGAAAGCAAGGAAAACAGGAUAGUCUCUCGCUUGGGGUGUUCUUUGCGCUUUAUAAGGAGCUUCACGGAGAAAUUCCAGGACUACUCCAACUCGGGCUUGCGAGUUUGAACUCAUCGUGUGACUUGAAUUUCAUCUACUUUUGAUAAAUUCCAUGAUUGUAAUGGGCUCUCGUAAAGUUUCAUACUAUCUUCUUCUGCUAUGCUUUGGUAUUGUGGUUGUAUCUGUUAGUACAUUCUUUGCCAUUGGAGAUGACACUGUCCAGCCCGUUCGACUCAAUGUCAAUGCUUCAGAUGCAACACGGCAGAUUCCUGAAACACUUUUUGGAAUUUUUUUUGAGGAAAUUAAUCAUGCAGGGGCUGGUGGAAUUUGGGCAGAACUUGUGAGCAACAGAGGAUUUGAAGCUGGGGGUCCAAAUACUCCAUCAAAUAUUAGUCCUUGGUCAAUCAUAGGAGAUGAGUCAACUAUAAGUGUAUCAACAGAUCGUUCAUCCUGCUUUGAUCGGAAUAAGGUGGCUCUUCGUAUGGAUGUUCUGUGUGACAAUGGAGGUACCAACAGCUGUCCAACUGGAGGAGUUGGUAUCUACAACCCUGGAUUCUGGGGCAUGAAUAUUGAACAAGGGAAGGCAUACAAAGUGACUCUUUUUGUUCGAUCCCUUGGAAAAAUUGAUUUGUCCGUUUCACUCACAGAUUCAAGUGGGCUGAAAAAGUUGGCAACAACAUCCAUAAUAUCUGGUGACGUGUCAAACUGGACAAAGAUGGAGGUUUUAUUGAAUGCCACAGAAACUAAUCACAAUUCACGUCUUCAGUUGACAACGUUGAAAAAAGGUGUAAUAUGGUUUGACCAAGUCUCCGCCAUGCCUGUAGAAACAUAUAAGGGUCAUGGUUUCCGAAAUGAUCUAGUCCAAAUGAUGGCUGAUUUGGAACCACGAUUUAUUAGAUUUCCAGGUGGAUGCUUUGUUGAAGGUGAAUGGUUAAGAAAUGCAUUUCGUUGGAAAGAAACCAUUGGACCAUGGGAACAGAGACCUGGACACUUUGGUGAUGUUUGGAUGUACUGGACUGAUGAUGGACUUGGCUAUUUUGAAUUUCUCCAACUGGCAGAAGAUCUUGGUGCUGCGCCAGUUUGGGUGUUCAAUAAUGGAAUCAGCCACCAAGAUCAGGUAGAUACAUCCGAUAUCUCACCAUUUGUACAGGAAGCCCUUGACAGUAUUGAGUUUGCAAGAGGAGAUUCUAGUUCUACUUGGGGCUCCAUCCGGGCUUCAAUGGGACAUCCAGAACCUUUUGACUUAAAGUACAUUGCCCUGGGGAAUGAGGACUGUGGCAAAAAGAACUACAGAGGAAAUUAUAUCAAGAUCUACAAUGCUAUAAAACGUGUCUAUCCUGACAUAGAAAUUAUUUCUAACUGUGAUGGGUCUUCCGUGAAGUUGGAUCACCCAGCUGAUUACUAUGACUUUCAUAUAUAUACCUCCGCCAACCAAAUGUUUUCAAUGGCUCAUAAGUUUGAUAAAACAUCCCGUAGUGGUCCCAAGGCUUUUGUGAGCGAGUAUGCUGUGACAGGAUCAGAUGCUGGCACAGGCAGUCUCCUCGCGGCCAUCGCUGAAGCUGCAUUUCUCAUUGGCCUAGAGAAGAACAGUGACAUAGUUUCAAUGGCAAGCUAUGCACCACUUUUCGUGAAUACUAAUGACAGAAGGUGGAAUCCAGAUGCUAUUGUCUUCAACUCGUCGCACUUUUACGGAACGCCUAGCUAUUGGGUGCAACGUUUCUUCACUGUGUCAAGUGGAGCAACUCUUCUUGAUACGGCACUGGAUGCUAAUUCUGCUUCUUCCCUAAUCGCUUCUGCCAUUAUAUGGAAAAAUGCUGAAGAUGACAAUUACUAUCUUAGAAUAAAGAUUGUUAACUUUGGAAGCAAACAAGUGAGUCUCAAGAUAUCUGUAAAUGGUUUGAAUGCAUACUCCAUUCGGAAAACCGGGUCAUCUCAGACUGUACUUACAUCUGUUAAUUUGAUGGAUGAAAAUUCCUUGAAUAACCCAAAGAAGGUGUUUCCCGUCGAAGUUCCACUUAACUCUGCCGGCAAAAACAUGGACGCGGUAGCCCCCCCACAUUCUGUAACUUCAAUUGACUUGUUAAUGGAAUCUAGCAGUAUUAGGAUGCCUGGAAGCCAUCAUUCCUCAGCAUCUGCUAUCUGAAAUGGGAUAUGAAGCUGAUAAGCAACACAGUGAAUGCAUAUAAUAUAUGUCUGGCAAUCUUUCAACAUUUGAUAGGUUGAGAGGUAUAUGUUACUUUCCAUACCGUUUGCUUCCAAGUGAAAUAAACAUAUAAUACCUCCCAACGUACAGCUCCUGGGAGGAUCGUUCUCGUUGAUAUCACUUGUAAAUAAACACACUAAUUGCAUAAUGGAAUGGUUUACAUCGUUUGAUAUUUGAUUUA